Molecule: messenger RNA, 4456 nt
Organism: Scophthalmus maximus (turbot)
Lineage: Eukaryota; Metazoa; Chordata; Actinopteri; Pleuronectiformes; Scophthalmidae
Product: neuronal migration protein doublecortin-like
Exons: 9
Coding region: 400-1617 (405 amino acids)
Biological process (GO): axoneme assembly; intracellular signal transduction; retina development in camera-type eye
Cellular component (GO): axoneme
Source: RefSeq, a predicted model, not a curated record
AGCCCACUGAGGUCAUAUUUCUGGACAGAAAAUAAAUACCACACAGCCACGGUCCUGCCAAGGGGCAUUUAACAACCAUCCUCUCUGCCGCUGCUGCUCGGCUGAGGACUGUGUGUGCCUGUAUGGAGACCUUAUUCUCCACGGAGGAACUGCGUCAACCACUCCGUGACUGAAACAAGGAGGAAAAUAACGUUCUCCUGGUGUCUAUCCCAGUGAUGGAAGUGGGGGACGGUGGAGCAGCUGGAUUGACAGAAAGAACUGUCUUCUUUCUACUAAAUCAUUUUAUGACAGGGUUUGUGCAGGGAAGGUGACGGGGAGUUGGAGAAAGACGUACCUGCAGUGAAGAGGAACACGGCCACUGUGCGGUAGUGCUUCCUCUGUGUCCCCCGGCAGAGGGAAAUGAGGGCCACCAGAAACGCCACCAGAGUUGACAGGGCACCGGUCCCCAGGAGCACCAGCGUGGCAAUCUGCCAGUCUGCAGCAAGGGGACACGCAGACUCCCCGGAGCUGGUCACCACCACCACCACCGCACAUUUGUCACAACCAUCACAACUUUCAGUCAUCAUGGAGCUAGACUUUGGACAUUUUGACGAGCGAGACAAGGCCUCCCGUACCCCGCGGGGCGGGCGCAUGAACGGACUCCCCAGCCCCACCCACAGCGCCCACUGCAGCUUUUACCGCACACGCACCCUGCAGGCCCUCACCAACGAGAAGAAGGCCAAAAAAGUGCGCUUCUACCGCAACGGAGACCGCUACUUCAAGGGCAUUGUGUACGCUGUGGCCACCGACCGAUUCCGCACCUUCGACGCCCUCCUGGCCGACCUUACACGCUCACUCUCCGACCACAUCAACUUGCCACAGGGUGUCCGCUUCAUCUUUACCAUUGAUGGCACACGUAAGAUCAUAUCCAUGGAUGAGCUAGAGGAAGGGGAAAGCUACGUCUGUGCAUCAGAGAACAUCUACAAGAAGGUCGACUACACAAAGAACGUCAACCCCAACUGGUCUGUGAAUGUAAAGGCCUCGGCGAGCCAGAAGAACCUGCAGUUGGCUGCCAAGGCUGCGGGCGAGUCCAGGGAGACCAAGGACUUUGUCCGACCCAAACUUGUGACGGUGAUGCGCAGCGGCGUGAAGCCGCGCAAGGCCGUGCGCGUUUUGCUCAACAAGAAGACGGCGCACUCCUUCGAGCAGGUCCUCACCGACAUCACAGAGGCCAUCAAACUGGAAAGCGGCGUGGUCAAGAAGAUCUACACACUUGACGGCAAGCAGGUCACCUGCCUGCAAGAUUUCUUUGGGGAUGACGACGUCUUCAUUGCAUGUGGACCAGAGAAAUUCCGCUAUGCCCAGGACGACUUCUCUCUGGAUGAGAACGAAUGCAGGGUGAUGAAGGCGCCCAAAGCUCAACGUGGCUCAGUGAAGAGUCCUGGUCCCAUCAAGCGCUGCAAGUCUCCUGCUGAAUCAACCAACGGGACAGGCUCAGCCAGCAGCCAGCUGUCCACCCCGGUUUCCAAGCAUUCCCCCACCUCCACCCCCACUAGUCCAGGCCUCAACAACAAGCAGAAGGAUCUCUACUUGCCCUUAUCUCUGGAUGAUGAAGAUUCUCAGGGCGAAUCGAUGUAGACUCUCCUCCUGCGGCCCCUGCCUCCUCUUUUUGGCCUGAAACACAGAAGUUUUUAUACCUCUGCUGCUUUCCACCGUCACUCACAGUGCCACCUGUUGUCUCGGGAGAACCACUUCUUUGUCUCUUUUCUUUUUUUAGGCCUCGGCCACCAGGGCUAUGACACAAUUUGCUGCUUGAGGGGAAACACAAAACCUUUUUAAAAAACAACUGCAGUUUUGACCACUUUGUAACAGUCAGCUCACUAACGUUCAGACACGUUUCUAUGUUACUGUCACCAUUUCUCAAAAUGGCACACAGUUCACCGACCGUUCCGAUGUCACGGUGUCAAAAUUCACUUUCCAACAUUUUGUUAAAGGAUGCACUGACUUUAAUGUUUAAGGAUUUCAAGCAGCAAAUUGAUAUUUUAGGGGUUUUGGUCAAAACUAACUCAACUUUUUUUUAUCACUCGUAUUCGUGACGUUCCUCCGUGUCCUCCCGUCCUUCUGCCCUUUCGGUUAAUGGUGUGAAAGGUUAACGGUUCCUUGUCAGGGCGAGUCUGCUAAGCCAGAGAAAGUCAUGCUAACUCUCUGUAAAUACUGUGUAUAGCUAUAUCCAUCAAAAACAUCUCCGUCCAUUGCUGUGCUUCCGUAACGUCACCACAAUGUCUAACAUUCGCUCAACACAACACAGGGUACAGUAAAAGAAGCAACCAAAAUGAGGUCCCUCCACAGAGGGUGAGGAUGUGUAGGAUGCAGCUCCUGACUGAAGAGGAUUAUUGGUCAGAAGCACAGGCCUCCUCCGUGUGAAUUCGUGUUCCAAACUGAAUGCACACAAGAAAUUAUAGAACCAUAAUCGUGUUUAAAAAAUGACGCUAUUUUAAAACACCGUAAACACGCAGGCCCGAAAUCCUUAUUUUUGGCUCCAAAAGAAAUUGGCAUUCUUUGUCCAAUCAGAGACCAGGCGGAGAAAAAGCAUCUUGCGUAGCCCUCACAGGAAAUCUUUAUGUUGGUGUUUCCUCUAUUCGACCCUCUCCAUGGACCGUAGGCUACUCGAGGUAUAAACCCUCUGUGUUUUAGAUUUUUCACAAACUGCAGUGCAUGAUGUUGGUGACUGAAUGUGAAACCAAGGACCUAACGGUGCAUUGAACAACCAAAGGAAAAAACAAUUGGGCCCUUUUUUUUUUUUAAAUAAGAACGUUCAGUAUACAACGGUUUUGAUGACCAAGUCUAAAUGAUUCCCCUUCCCUAUAAUUGUACAAUGUGUGGAAUUCAAAGAUAAAAUAAAGGUCUCAACGCCAAAGCAUGAUUUUAGACAAAGAAUUGUAGAAAGAGGAAAAUAUGUCAUUUUAUUAGUUUUUUUAAAUUCUUCAAUUGUCCUGGAGGAAGCACACCUGAAGAUUUAUGCUUGUUACUUUUAACGCAUUCAAAUCACAUCCAGAUCAACCAUUGCUCAUCUGAGGCAAUAAGUGUUGUCAGGGCGCUAAACUUCAUUGGGGAUCGCUCCUCUUUUGCAUGGCUUAACAUAGUUUUCAGAUGCACGGGGAAGGAAAACAUUACGGUUGUCUAAAUCUAUGUGGGAUUUACAUUUUAUAAAGUUUAUUAAUUUAUAUCAAGGGUACUUGUCUAGGAUGUUUCUUUUCUAGCUUGAACAUGCUCCCGUGAGCUCUAAAACUCUCGUACUUUAUUCAAGGUCUCUCUGUGCAACUUUCUGUUGCCACUUAUUUUUUAGACUUUUGCGUUGUGCGUCUUACGAAUCUACUGUAGAGAGUUCGCUCAGAUUUUGCAGGGAAUCAAACCUGAGGAUCUCUAAAUUCGACAACACUGAAGCACAAAGCAGGGAGCUACUAAUUCAUCACAGCAACAGACACUUUAUACUGUCUACUUGCCAGCAUUGCAAUGCGUGACCACAAUUGAUUUUUUUGAUGUAUUGAUGAAAAAUGCUGCACAUGUAGCAUCCUUUAAAUUAACAUCUAUGCAUUCAGACUAAAAAAUAGUUAACUUUUUUCUUUUGUGGAGAGGAUGACUUCUUUUUUUUAUAUACCUAAUAGAUAAAUGAGAAAUGUACUGAAAUUUAAAUGUCCAUGCAGUCAUUGAAGUCAUAUGUCUUAGGAGUGAUGCGGCGUCUGCCCUCUGGAUAAGUUGUGAAAAGCUUUUAUUUUUAAUUUUUAUCACCUAUUUAAUGCUCAAGACAAAUUAUCACAAAAAUUCCUGGUGCUGUGAGCUUCACCUUUCUCCAGCAGGGGGCGCUGUCACACCAGCACACCAGUUAAUAACAUCAGCUCAUCCAACAGCAGGGACACCUCACUUUACCCACCAUUUUGUACAAACACCCCAUUUGACACGUUGUCCUUUUUUCCUCAAGCAGUUCUGUAUAACCUUCCAUGCUUCUAAUGGUCUUUUUCUACAGCUUAUUAGGCGCUGCAGCGUAUUACAUGUAAACAUUAACAGAAAAUGUUGGUUGUCUUGUGUAAACCGGUCGCCACCAUGUAAGAUGGAUGGUGUGAGUUCAUCACCUACAGUGGUGCCUUUUUUUCUCCUCUUAGAUUACUGUCUUUUGAUAAAAACAAAAAAAUAAAUGAAACGGGAUGUUGAAGGCUUGUGCUUUGUCAACAGCUGUUUGUAAAACAUUUUUCAAAUGUCUUGAAUGAGGAAGUGUCCCAGAUGCAUUUUUGUUUUUGCAGAGUUGCAGGACACUUUUAUCACGGUGUACAUAUGCUCCCUGUGCUCUCUCAUGUUUGCCUUCCUGAUCGACUGAAUGACUCUUUUUAGUGGUAAUUUGCAACGUCACAGUGGCUUGUUUCAGUGCUUCAUUCAAUGUUUUAACCGGUAUCCUUUUGCAAAUUAAAACAGUUGUAUUUCA